UAAAAAAAAUUCGUAUCGUACCCUAGAAAAAAAAGAAGAGGGAACUAGUUUCUGCAUUCUCUGUUUCUGGUGUUGUUCACUUGUUCUCUUCAUUUCAAGUUUCAACCUUAAUCCUUCCGAACCAACACAUAAAAAUCCAACACUCUCUUCUUCUUCUUCUCUCUCCGCGGGUUCAAUUGAACCUCACAAAACCCUCUUUCUCUCUCUCUAGAUCUGUUCAAAUCCCGAAUCAUUUCCGCUCCAAUUUCAAUUUCCCCGAACAAGAGCAAACCCUAACCCUUUCUCUCUGUAUGAUACCUGAUUUUUUCCCUCAGGCGUGUAGUUUUCGUGCCGAUUUGUAAAUUCUUUCGGUAGUUUAGGUUAGAAUUUUUUUUUGUUAAGUUUUUAGGGUUUUGAAUCGGUGAGAUGAAUCACAACAACAACAAUAGAGCGAGGUACCCUCCCGGGAUGGGGCUUGGGCGCGGUGGUUUCAAUCCGAACCCGAGCCAGAACCCGAACUUGAACCAGAACCCGAGCCUGAACCAGAAUCAUCACGCGUUCCAGGCUCGGCCACCGUACCACCACCAGCAACAACGGGUGCAGUACGUGCAGAGGCAUUUGCUGCAGCAACAGCAGCAGCAAUGGCUGAGAAGGGACGGCAGCGCCGCCGUCGACGAGGUCGAGAAGACCGUGCAGUCUGAAGCCGUGGAUUCGAGUUCUCAAGAUUGGAAGGCAAGACUAAAGAUUCCACCAGCUGAUACUCGCUAUAAAACAGAGGAUGUAACGGCAACUAAAGGAAAUGAGUUUGAGGAUUACUUUUUGAAGCGUGAGCUGCUCAUGGGAAUAUAUGAGAAGGGUUUUGAAAGGCCUUCUCCCAUCCAAGAAGAAAGCAUUCCGAUUGCUCUUACUGGUAGUGACAUUCUUGCUAGGGCUAAGAACGGAACUGGCAAAACAGCUGCAUUUUGCAUUCCUGCAUUGGAAAAAAUUGACCAGGAUAAUAAUGUUAUUCAAGUUGUUAUACUGGUCCCAACCCGAGAAUUGGCAUUGCAAACUUCUCAAGUGUGCAAAGAGCUUGCAAAGCACUUGAAGAUUCAAGUUAUGGUUACAACAGGUGGUACCAGCCUGAAAGAUGAUAUAAUGCGCUUAUAUCAACCAGUUCAUUUACUAGUUGGAACUCCAGGAAGAAUAUUAGAUCUUGCCAAGAAAGGUGUUUGUAUUCUGAAAGAUUGUGCUAUGCUUGUUAUGGAUGAGGCCGAUAAGCUUCUGUCCCCAGAGUUUCAACCUUCUAUAGAGCAGCUGAUUCAUUGUCUUCCUACAACCCGUCAAAUCUUGAUGUUUUCAGCAACAUUUCCUGUUACUGUAAAGGAUUUCAAAGAUAGGUAUCUUCGAAAACCUUAUGUCAUCAACCUUAUGGAUGAGCUAACUCUGAAGGGUAUUACUCAAUUUUAUGCAUUCGUGGAAGAGAGACAGAAAGUCCACUGCCUAAAUACUCUAUUUUCUAAGCUGCAAAUAAACCAGUCUAUCAUCUUCUGCAAUUCAGUGAAUCGGGUUGAACUUCUUGCCAAGAAAAUCACGGAACUUGGUUAUUCAUGUUUCUACAUUCAUGCAAAGAUGUUGCAGGACCAUCGUAACAGAGUGUUUCAUGACUUCCGCAAUGGUGCAUGUCGAAAUCUUGUUUGUACUGAUCUUUUUACUAGAGGAAUAGAUAUUCAAGCAGUUAACGUUGUUAUUAAUUUUGAUUUUCCCAAGAACGCAGAGACUUAUUUGCACAGGGUUGGUCGUUCAGGGAGGUUUGGGCACCUGGGUUUAGCAGUGAACUUGAUUACCUAUGAGGAUCGCUUUAAUUUAUAUAGGAUUGAACAAGAACUUGGAACUGAAAUAAAGCAGAUUCCCCCACAAAUUGAUCAGGCAAUUUAUUGCCGGUGAUUGGCUGUAAAUACCAUGGUUGUGUUUACCAUUGUGGCUAAUAGCAGUGGUUAGUGUGACCGUGGCUAAAGUAGGUGCAAGAGAGGAUUUGCAAAGCAAGUGACAAAUUCUGUAUUAGUGGACCCUGGUAUGGGAGGAUGCACUGUCGAGAACUGGGUAUUAUUGGACCCAUUAAUUGAGUGCUUUCGGAUUAAUUCCAGUUUGGGUUUCUGUUGAUUACAUUUGCAGAACGGUCGAUCAUUUUAAAUAAAUUAAAAUAAUUUAUAGUAUGUUUGGAUGAGUGUUAAUAAAAUUGAUUUGGUUAAAAUUAA
Molecule: messenger RNA, 2216 nt
Organism: Glycine soja
Lineage: Eukaryota; Viridiplantae; Streptophyta; Magnoliopsida; Fabales; Fabaceae
Product: DEAD-box ATP-dependent RNA helicase 8-like
Exons: 10
Coding region: 406-1905 (499 amino acids)
Biological process (GO): cytoplasmic stress granule assembly; P-body assembly
Cellular component (GO): cytoplasmic stress granule; P-body
Molecular function (GO): mRNA binding; ATP binding; RNA helicase activity
Source: RefSeq, a predicted model, not a curated record